CCCCGGCCGGCGGGGCUUGCCCGUAACAACCCUCCUCCCCGCCGCACCCAUCCCCCGGGCCCGCACUGGGCCGCGCCGGGCCGGGCCGGGGCAGGGCCGCCUCUCGGGCGCAGGCGGCUGGUUCCGCUACCUGGGCGUGGCGGGAUUGGCAACGUAAAGAGCGAUGACUUCAGGCGCGGGCUGCGCCGCCUCUAGGGAGGAACCCUAAGCGCAGCGACCCCCGUGGCUGAGGGUUGGGCUGAGCUUUACCUUAGCGAAGUCCUUUCCUGAGAUCUGUAUUAAUUAAAUGCCAAAAGUGCGUUGGGAGGGGGCAGAUUGGGAAAGGUGCCUGCCCGCUCUUCUCUAGCUCGGGAAUCGGGCUCUCCGGGCGUACAAGAACAGCCUUUAUCUAGUUCAGGGGUUCCCAGGCUGGGGGGUCGCGUCCCUUCAAGGGGUCGCCAGCUUAUUGCAUGUGGGGGGGUCACGAGCUGUCAGCCUCCACCCCAACCCAACCCAGCAUUUAUAAGGGUGUUAAAUAUAUUAAAGUGUUUUUAAUUUAUAAGGGGCAUCGCACUCGGAGGCUUACUAUGUGAAAGGGAUCACCAGUUUAAAAAAAAAAAAAAAAAGUUUCGGAACCACUGAUCUAGUUGAUGGCUGAACUAUCAGACUGAAUCGAGGCUCUAGGUGUUCUGCCCACGUUCAGAGUUGUAAAAUAGACACAUCACCUGGUAAGUCACUUGCAACUUGCAUUUCUCUCCCCAUUGAUGGUGAGAGUUGCAACAUCCAGUGGCAGCCACUCAAUUGGUAAUGCCUGUAUGCGGGCUGCAGCUAUAUUUCGUCCGGCUCACCUUGGUGAAGUGAAGAACGGUUUGGUAUGCAGAGAGCUACUUUUCAAUAUAAAGUGUACAAAAAAAAGAAAUAGUUGGAGAAGUGAGGACAGGAGUGGAAUCGUUCUCCCUUCUUUCGGUGCACACCUGGAGAAAGUUUGAACAUAUUGAAAAAGAUCAGUUGGAUUACAAAUUUCAUUCAACAGAAAAAUUAUCCGAAUGAAAAAUGAAGAGACAUCCGGAAUUCAUGUAGUGGAAUAACCAUAAAGGGAAAUGCUAUCAGAUGAACAAGAAAAAAUCUUAUCUUACAAUGGAGAACUCCUUAUUUUUCAGUUGUCAAAAGCAAAAUGUGCGGCUGAAAAAACAAGAGGAUUACGUGUCAACAGAAUGGCAUAUGACAAUGGCACUAAGCUGUUUGUUCAAAAAUCCUCAGGACUGUUUAGCAUGCAUGGUGGGAGCUUGAAUAUUGAAAUUGUUUGUUGCAGCUGUACAGCAGACUUCAGAACAGGAAUUAAUCUCCCCUGUAUUUUGAUGAGAGAGAAAAAAAAUAAUAGUGUUUUCAAAUACUUUUUAUUGUUGCUUCACAGCUCCAACAAAUUUGAACAGUGCUUAAAUUUUAAAUUGGACUAUGAAUUGAAAGAUGAUAUAAGGUUGCUUAAUGGUCCAACAGUAUUAUGGAGACAUGCUAAAAAACUCGUUUAUAUCUCUACGAAAACUUGCACAGUGCUAAGUGCUUCUGUUCCGUUUUCUUCCAUUGAAUGGGCAGAUGAGAUUGAGAAUGAAGGCAUUGUAGUAUUAGGGACAAGAACUGUUUGUUUGCCAGAAGAAAAAGAUGGGCAUAUACUUUCGAAAUCAGAUGGAGCCAUCUGGGGUAGUGAGUUUGUUGUAUAUGCAAUUGAAAAUCAGAAAAUAUUAACUGGCACCUGUUUUCUGCCUCAUGCCUAUAGCAGCGUGAUAUCUUGUGUGCAUGUCCACAGGACUGCAAUAUCAAGAAGCCAAUUCAGAACAUCAGCUGUUGCCAUCACCCACAAAAAACAGAUGAUUUGGUUCCAAGAUGGUCUUCCUAAAGAUAUCUGCCAACUUCCAUAUGAGGAGCCCUGUUCAAUACAAGUAGUGACAACAAGCAAAAAUGGCAUGCUGUAUGUUGUGUCAUUUGCUUCUGGAAAUGUCUGUGCUGUGCAGAAAGACAACUUUCAGGUUGCUUCCAGAUGGCAAGAAGUGAAAUCUGUUCUGGUAGAUGACUUUAUUGGCACUGGGACUGAACAAAUUUUAUUGCUUUUUAAGGACGAAUCUAAUACAGAUAGUUUAAGUACAUUCAUUAUAACAGAUUUUGGAGAGGUCAGCUAUGCAAGCAACAUCAAUUGUAAAGAGGAUUUUCCUCCUACGGAAGAACUACAAGAGAAUGGUUUUCUUACCAUCCAAGCUCUCGAAGCAAGGUUACAGGCUGGUUGCAGUUCUGUUCGGGAACUUCAGCAGCAUUUACGGCUCAAGGAGAAGGUUCUUUUUGAAUCUUGCUGCGCAUUAAUAGAUCUUGUCCAAGAGCGAGAGCAUAUCCUACCAACUGCAGAAGAGGAAGGUCUUGUUUCGCUCUGGGAUGAUACAGAAAAUCUUCUUCAUCCUCUUGAUAAAAAGAUGACAUUGACAUCUGAGGUCCCAGAACACCUCAUAGAGAAAUUAUGGCAACGUGUGGUGGAUGACAGUUUGGUAAUUGGAGUAAAAAUAACAGAAUCACCUAACCUGUCACUGAAUGAUGUCAGCUUAUCCCUGGUAAUGGAUCAUGACUUCACUUCAGUUUCUCCAGUUAUUGAGUGUCAGAGUAAAAUAGUUAAACUGAAUAAGACUUUCUCAGCAAUGUCUAUCUCCUCAUGCCAAAUGGAACCACAACCAAAAAGGAUAAAAUUGGACUUCCAUAGCAAGAAUGAUUUGAAAAAAGAGUACCUUGGAAGACCUUCUAAAAUUCCGUCAGAUGGGGCAAAGACAUUUGUUGUUGUUACCCGCCUUUCACCGCUGCUGGCAUUCCGUGAUAUAUGUUGUAUGAUACUACUACAUGCUAAGAUGAGAAAAUAUCAAAAUGGCAACCUGCCAGAAAGCAAAAAGCUGACUUUAUUAUGUGGGAAAAUUUCAUUAUGUUUGGAAGAUAUUUCAAGUGGAAAAUAUUCAGUAAACUUGCUAAGAAAUAAUAGUCAUACAGGCACCAUGGAAGAUAUAUUUGCUAUUCUUGCCGUAUCUCUCAAAUUCUCCUUUCAGAUAGUCUCAUCUGACUGCACGCUGACUCCGGUGAACAUGUGGCUACUGUCACAAAUGGAGUGUAUGCCAAUCAAAGAAUGCCCUGAAAAUAUGUUUUGUCAUAAAUUGGGAAGUCUGCAUGGCACUGUCUUUAACUGGAAUCUAAAAACUCCAUUUGAAGGAACUUUAACAUUGUUUUGCAGAAAUCAAACUGUCUUGUUCCAGUGCCUUCAUAGCCUCACUGGAAUUCUCCCACCAACCUGUAAAUUAAAACUCCUGAGGUUAGAAAGCAAGGACAUUCUUACUGACCAGUUUGCAAGAGCUUUGGAAAAGGAAAUGGUCACCCUUCGGAGUUCUUUCUCCUCUGCAGUAAGUGAAGUUGAAAACAACUUGACCUUGAGCUGUGAGGCAGGCAAGAAAAUAAGCAGGGUUACAGUGUCGUCUUUGUCUGACAAAAAGGAAGCAGUGCAACAGUUCAGAGAGAAGCUUCAAAACGAACAGAAGCAAAGUGCAUUGGGUAUGAACCGAACAGUGAGUGGUGCCCUUUACAGACAAAUUACUUUGAAAAUUGCUGAGGCUCAGCUGUGUUCUGAUAUGAUUGCAUGGAGACUGAAUGUUUUAUAAUGAUUCCUCUCUAAAUUUAUUUUGAGUACAAUUUAAUUUAAAUGACUCUAUAAAGCACUAUUUAUAUUUUGUUUUUACUUUCUAUAUGUAACUCCUUUUUAGAAGAUGGAGAAUAAAACUUUUUUCUACCA
Dermochelys coriacea (leatherback sea turtle) is the source of this 3787-nucleotide messenger RNA. RefSeq names its product FA complementation group B (gene FANCB). The transcript is spliced from 10 exons. Gene Ontology annotation, cellular component: Fanconi anaemia nuclear complex. The coding region runs from base 1080 to 3656 and encodes 858 amino acids. Gene Ontology annotation, biological process: positive regulation of double-strand break repair via homologous recombination; interstrand cross-link repair; negative regulation of double-strand break repair via homologous recombination. Lineage: Eukaryota; Metazoa; Chordata; Testudines; Dermochelyidae. The record is from RefSeq and is a predicted model, not a curated record.